AUGCACAGCGCCUUCUGCGGCGCGCUGGUGGAGCGGCGCCCCCGGGCGCCCCCGAGCCGCGCGCCCCCGCCCGCAGAGCCCCCCGCGCGCCGCGCGCCCCCGCCCGCCGAGCCCCUGGGCCGCGUGCCCCUGCUGCUGUGCCCGGGCGCCGAGCCGCGCUGCUACGAGGCCUACGAGGCCUACGCGGCCGUGCUGCCCUGCGUGCCCUUCCCCGGCGCCCUCGGGGGCUACGACUACCCCUUCGAGCCCGCCUUCAUCCAGAAGCGCAACGAGCGCGAGCGGCAGCGGGUCCGCUGCGUCAACGAGGGCUACGCGCGCCUGCGCGGCCACCUGCCCGGCGCCCUGGCCGAGAAGCGGCUCAGCAAGGUGGAGACCCUGCGCGCCGCCAUCCGCUACAUCAAGUACCUGCAGGAGCUGCUGAGCGCCGCCCCCUCGGAGGCGUCCAGCCACUGA
Molecule: messenger RNA, 453 nt
Organism: Canis lupus familiaris (dog)
Lineage: Eukaryota; Metazoa; Chordata; Mammalia; Carnivora; Canidae
Gene: ASCL5
Product: achaete-scute family bHLH transcription factor 5
Exons: 2
Coding region: 1-453 (150 amino acids)
Biological process (GO): developmental process; regulation of transcription by RNA polymerase II
Molecular function (GO): DNA-binding transcription factor activity, RNA polymerase II-specific; RNA polymerase II transcription regulatory region sequence-specific DNA binding; protein dimerization activity
Source: RefSeq, a predicted model, not a curated record